AGAAGGUGGUGUUGUUAUCGUCCCGCAGAUCGAAACAAGUUUCAGGAAAAGGAGUAAAAACGGUGAUCAAACGGUGUGAUUGGCUCCUCGGACUUUGUGUUUUCAAGACCAGAUCAACCAUCAUGACAACGAAGCGAGGCCUGAUCACUGAUUCGUUCAAGGUGGUGAAGAAGGCAAGGAGAGGGGGCAAACGAGAAAGGAAGCCGUCUCCUCCUCCCCCUCAGAAUGAGUGUGAUGGUGAGUUGCUGCCAGAGGAGCAGCUGCAGAAGCUUCGACAGUUUGACCUGGACUGGAGGUUCGGCCCCUGCACAGGAAUCAGCAGGCUACAGCGAUGGGAGAGAGCCAGACUCCACGGACUGAAUCCACCCGAGGAUAUCAGAGAGCUGCUGCAAACAAACACACGUCCUGAGUACAACCACAGCCUGUGGAGCGAAUAUCCUUUUUGAGGAGGAUGAGAAGAAAGAAGACUGAAAUAAAAACUCUAACGGAAUUAACAGCACCACACUUAGUCUGAGAGAAACAAGUCAAAAUAUUCCAGAGAAUAUCUGAAAUCCCUUAAAACCAUAACCCAACACGUCCUGUGUUUUGUCAUUCAACAUUCUGUUGUACUUUUUAAUAAACAGCUUCCCGUUUAGCACUGGC
Molecule: messenger RNA, 642 nt
Organism: Salarias fasciatus (jewelled blenny)
Lineage: Eukaryota; Metazoa; Chordata; Actinopteri; Blenniiformes; Blenniidae
Gene: pold4
Product: DNA polymerase delta 4, accessory subunit
Exons: 5
Coding region: 123-446 (107 amino acids)
Biological process (GO): DNA synthesis involved in DNA repair; DNA-templated DNA replication
Cellular component (GO): delta DNA polymerase complex
Molecular function (GO): DNA-directed DNA polymerase activity
Source: RefSeq, a predicted model, not a curated record